ACUGGUGUUGCGCCUUCGCCGAAAGGGACCCAGAAACCUGCCCUGUGUGUGUGUGUUUGCGUGUCUGUCUGUGGAAACUCUGUGGUUCACACGGCGUGUAAUCAUCACGUGUCCUUCCAGGUUACAAGGAGAAUCUCUCUCUUUCUUUCUCUCUCCCUCGAAACUCCCACGGAUCAGGAAGGCAGAAGACCUCGGGCUGUUCCCAGGAAGCCGAGAAGAGAAGGCAGGACGUGUCCCAUUCACAUGUUUCCUGCUUGAUCUGCUCACGGCCGGCUUCCAGGCCGCAUCGCAGCUAGUGGUGCUUUCUCUCUCUCUCUCGAGGGAUCCAGGUCUUUGUGAACGCCCUGCAUGGGAUAGAUGGCAAAAGCUUUCUUGGCCCACACCGUUACUGUGGUCUCUCUUAGCGUCACUCUAUCGGCUGUCGCUCCUCGGUCUUCUUCCCGCCAGUUUUUCUACCCGUUCUUCCAUUCAGCCAGAAAUUUUGCUUUCAGCACAUCUUCAGAGCGUUGGUUCCACCGUGACGCUGCUAAAAUGUCACACUGUAAAGGUCAAACAGAAAACGUGCAUAACAAAGCUAGAACAUCCCCUUAUCCCAGAUCCAGGGUCUGUCGCAGCGAAGUCCCCAAUGUCAAGGUGGACUGGCUAGUUGAGUGGGAAGAUUACAACCCAGUGGAAUACACAGCACCCAGUGUGUUGGCAGGACCUAAAUGGGCUGAUCCAGAGAUUGGGGCAAAAGGCUUUUCUCCAAAAUUCAAUGAGAAGGAUGGAGAAGUAGACAGGAAGAGCCAAAGUGGUAUCUAUAAGGUGGAAAAUGGAAGGCCCAGAAAUCCUGCAGGCAGGACAGGAAUAACAGGCCGAGGUCUGCUGGGACGAUGGGGACCAAAUCACGCCGCUGACCCUGUUAUAACCAGAUGGAAGAGAGAUGGCAGUGGGAAUAAAAUGGCUCACUCAGGAUCCGGGAAAAAUAUCUUGCAGUUCAUCGCCAUUAAAAGAAGGGACUGUGGAGAAUGGGCCAUCCCAGGGGGCAUGGUGGACCCAGGAGAGAAGUUGUCUGCGGCACUAAAGCGAGAAUUCAGCGAGGAGGCCCUGAACGCCUUACAGAAAACUGGGGCAGAGAAAGAAGAGAUGGAGAGACAGCUGAACAAGCUUUUUAGCCAGGAUCACUUUGUGGUGUAUAAGGGGUACGUGGAUGAUCCUCGUAACACAGAUAACGCUUGGAUGGAGACAGAGGCAGUGAACUACCAUGAUGAAACUGGUGAAGUAAUGAAUAAGUUACACUUAGAAGCAGGAGACGAUGCUGGGAAGGUAAAAUGGGUUGACAUUAGUGAGAAACUCAAACUGUACGCCAACCAUGCUGACUUUGUCAGAAUCGUAGCAGAGAAAAGAGGAGCGCACUGGAACGAAGAUCCGGACCUUGGUUGCAAGGAUGGAUCUGGGAUCAAGGCGUAAACUGAAAUCUAAAUACGUCAAAUGGAAUUGCAAAAGUGGUAUGCAGCAUUAAUGUUAUUUUGCAAGAGAGUUUGUUGGUCUUAUGUAGAGAUGGGCACAAAAUCCUGGUUCGACGUUUCAUGCCGGUUUGUUUUUUUGGCCAGACACAGAUGUUUGGCGCUUCCCAGCCCU
Molecule: messenger RNA, 1620 nt
Organism: Pogona vitticeps (central bearded dragon)
Lineage: Eukaryota; Metazoa; Chordata; Lepidosauria; Squamata; Agamidae
Gene: NUDT9
Product: nudix hydrolase 9
Cellular component (GO): mitochondrion
Molecular function (GO): ADP-ribose diphosphatase activity
Source: RefSeq, a predicted model, not a curated record